AAUAACAAAAUUUAGUUGCUUGCUUGUUUGUCUUUAUCCUAUUUUCCGGGCGAAACUAAACAAAGAAAGAAGAGAAGAAGAAGAAGAAUCAAUCGUGCUUUAUCUUUCACGCCGUAAGAAGUUUUUCGUCUCACAAUUUAUACGCAAAACUCCUCAAUGGAAAUCGAGGAAUCUAGCUCGUCUCGUUUAGAUAGUAUUCGUGUCCAGCGUAAGACGUUGCAGAACUUGCUCGACGAUUGCCAAAGAGCUCUCCACCUUCUAAAUCUCUCCGAUGAUGUGGAUAACAGCGACCGCGUUGGCCAACGUAGUGACUCACCGGAUAAAUUGUAUGAUCUCAUCAAAUCUAGGGUUGAAUGUCACGACUUUAGGGACAGGAUAGAGUUAGGUCAAGCUUCUAUUCUCCAAGUCAUUAAUCCUGCAGAAGAUGGUGGUAGCUCUUGGGAUGUAGUUAGUGAUGACGAUUUAAUAUCGGUGGGUAUGGAAGAUGAUGAUUAUGUGGUCGUUAGGGAAGAAGAUAUAACUGAUGCUAUUGCUUGUUUCAUGGUUACUUAUUUAUCUUCCCUUGAGCAGACUAAGGAUAUAUCACCUGAUCAGCUUCAGAAAGCACUUAGCACCAUGUUUUCUGUGAAGAAGAGUAAGGGGAAGCUUCGUAAAGCAUGGGAAGGUAGUAAUGUUAUUUACAACCUAGCUUCAUGGAGCGCCACUGCCAUUGGGAUAUAUCAAAACCCGAUGAUCCUGAGUAUUGCAUCUAAAGCCUUCUGGGUGUCUUUCAAGGCUAUAUCAAAGCUCGUCUGAAUGGGAACCACACAUCUCUCACAAAUCACAGGGUGGUGGUGCUCCUCAUUAGUUACAACAAUGUUUCUUAUAUCAUUUCAUUUAUAUCUUCUGGAUGAUAUAUGUUCACAUUCUGAAAUAAAAUCUUUAU
Molecule: messenger RNA, 925 nt
Organism: Raphanus sativus (radish)
Lineage: Eukaryota; Viridiplantae; Streptophyta; Magnoliopsida; Brassicales; Brassicaceae
Exons: 6
Coding region: 157-795 (212 amino acids)
Source: RefSeq, a predicted model, not a curated record